UUAAUAGUGAAAUUGAAUGCAAACAAUGUUUUGUAAUUUAUAUUAAAAUGUAUUGAUUUGAGUGUUAUUUUGUGACAAUUAUUGAUUGUAUGAUUGAUUGUAUGAUUGAUUGUAUGAUUUGUGUUUAACUAUGGAAAGUGUUUCAUUGAAUCUGGAUUUAGACAACAAUGAAGAUGACGAUGACAUCGAAGACAGACAUAAAGAGAUUCAAGGAUUAUUGUCGACAGCUUUCGAUGAUUUGAGUUCGUUGAGCGAUGAAGAUGCAGAUGAAGGUGUUCUUCAAUUACAUAACGAGUUCAAGAAUUUUUCUAUUAGUUCGGAUAAAGAUAAUGAUAAUAAUUAUGCGACAAAUUGGUCCAAAUAUACUAAUGGUCUGACAUCGACACCUUUGGUUCGUAAUAAUAACUGUUAUACCAAAACAAAUGGCAAUUUAUGGACACAGACUAAUGGCAACAAAUUUGUUGUGAAUGAUAUUCAUGAAGAAGAUGAAGAUAUUAUUGAUGCCGACGAUGAACAAGAAGUGGAUAAUAGAUCUGUUGAAUGUCUGAAAGAGAAUAAAUCGAGUGGUGAUUACUUCACCAACAAAUUGAAUGGACAUUUGGAUUACCAAAAUAAUAGUCUUGAAAAUCCUAAAAAAAGUUCAUUAUUUACUCCAAAUGAACGUCAAUUCAAUCAAAGACAUGUUCAGCUUUUGAUCGAAGAGAAUCAACGACUUAGUAAUGAAUUACUUGUUUCACAACAAAAGCAAUCGGCAAUGGAUGGCAAUUAUGAAGGAUUGCAAUUUAGACUCAAAGAAUUAAAUCAAAUAAAUGCCGAAAAAGAGAAUCAAUUAGUUAAACUCGAAGCAAAACUCAAGUCACUUGAAGUGAAUGUGAAAGUUGAGAGAGAAACCAAAGAGGAAUUUCAACGUAAAGUAAGUGUCUGUGAGUCGACCAUUGAAUCACUUCAAUAUCAAUUGAUGGAAAUCGAGAAAAGCGAUUGUUUGGUGAGAAGACAGGAAAUCCAUGACUCUGUAGUCAACAGCUUGAAAACAAAACAUGAAAAUGAGUUGAUAUUAUUUAAACGAGAGAUUAACGAUAUGAAGGAUAAGCUUAAUACAAAAGAGAUGGAAAUGAUUGCUAAAAAUAAAGAAUUGGAAGCAAUAAAAGUGCAAAAUAACGACGAGUUUUAUGACCAACAUUUUAGAGAUAUGAUUAAAGCGACUAAAGAUUUGUGGGAACAGGAGAUGAAAGGAAGAGUAGAAAGUGAUAUAAAAGGUAUACUAGAAAUGCAUGAAAAAAAUUGGAGAAAAAAUGCCGAACAAGAUAUGAUAAAUGAAAGGAAUCGUUGGGAACAAGAAUUGCAAUCAGAAAUUCUUGAAUUAAUAAAUUGUGUUAAAAUUAAAGCUAAAGUAGGCGUCGGAACAAUACACGAGAACAUUGGCCUCAGAUUUGUAUCAUUGAUAAACCUAUGGCAGGCUUUGGAGGUUUCGUGUGACACAAAAGAGAAAGCAUUGAUAAUUCAAACUCAAAGAUUAAGCGAAGCAAAGAAACAAUUAGAAGAAGCACUACAAGAAUCUCGACUAAACCAUUCAGUGGUCACAAACACUAGUCGGCCAUCAAAUGAAAACAUUUUACUCGAGUUAAGACAUGAACUUCAAAAGGUUAGCGACGAAGCUAUUCUUAUGAAGAAAAAACUUCAUAAAUAUAAACUACAA
This is a messenger RNA of Oppia nitens, 1696 nucleotides long. Its product is annotated as myb-like protein D. The record is from RefSeq and is a predicted model, not a curated record. NCBI's taxonomy places the organism in Eukaryota, Metazoa, Arthropoda, Arachnida, Sarcoptiformes, Oppiidae. The annotation marks the transcript as partial. The transcript has 2 exons.